AUGUUCCUCCAAUACCAGAUCGACUUGACUACCGCUCUUCGACCCACGCUUCUCCCCGAAGAAACCCUGCUAUUCGUCCAAGAUGCGGUUGGCUUGUACUCGUCCAAACUCAAGUUGCCCGAAUAUCAGAACGGCCAGGCUUAUCUGACCUCCCACCGAGUGUGCUAUGUUGACCAGAAAGAUCCGCGCCAGAAGAAUCUGGCUGUGCAUUUGAGAAACGUUGAGAGACACGAGUUUUACGCAAGGUUUCUGAAAUCGUCGCCCAAGAUCUCUUUGUACCCUAAGCCAUCCAAGAGCCUCUCCAGUGCUUCUCCAGCAGUGUCUUCCGAAGAAGCAAGAAGAAGCACCACACCAGCGCCUGCGCCCGCACCUCCAGUGAAUGCGACUUGGGUAUGCCCAAUCUGCUCAUUUUCGAAUCCGGUGCCGUCCAACUUCGACCCUGCGAUCGCGAAUGCUCGCACCCCCAUACCGCCUUGCCUGGCCUGCGGCAUCAAGCCGCCUCUUGUACACGUUGUCAAAGCCGUCAUCGCGGCAAUAUCGAACCGACCAACCUCGGAGCUACCCCCCAGAUACGAAGACGGCGGAGGUCCAUCGUCCAAACCGACGUCAGGAGCGCAUGCAUCCAACACUCUUUCUUGCCCGAGAUGCACCUUUCAAAAUCAUCCUUCACUGACGGCAUGUGAAAUCUGUGGGAGUUCACUUGCCUCAAUAACGGAUAAGCGUCUUGACGUGACUCAGGGCAUUUCACGGACCGCUUCGCCAGGCCCCUCACUGAGUUCCCCCCUAACAGACGAGGUUAUUGAAUGCAUCAAGUUUUCCUUCAGGGGCGGUGGUGAGAAGAUCUUCUACGAAAGAUUGAAGAACGCGCUUGUGCAACGCAAAUGGCUUCUCCAUAGCGCACCACCGAUACCAAAACCUCGUCCAGUAUCAGGAACCGCCACCGAUGGAGAUUCUAGCCAUGCAGAUACCGAUGUAUCUAAUUCAGGCCGUAAUAAAGUCGUGGGUAUAGCUGGUUUGGAGCGCAGAGAUCUCGAGCAACGAAAGAAUACCGAAGCAAUGAUCGGCAGCUCCUUUGAAGAUCUUGAUGCCCUGAUGACUUCUGCGAAAGAAAUCAUCGCAUUGGCUGAACAAUUCGCGUCUCAAGCCAAUCUUGGCACUAAUGGCAGCUCAGAAGCUAGUGCGCUGGCCUCGCAAUCUGCGUCAGUACUAGGCUUAGUCACCACCAAAGAUAUGCUCGGGUCUGGUUCCGAGUCACUCUAUGUGUCCGAAUUGUCGCGCAACCUGGCUGAAUGGCUGACUGAUGAUACUCACGGGAUCUUGAAGAAGGAAGGGGGUAUCAUGACCCUCGUAGAUCUAUGGGCUCUUUUCAACCGGGCAAGAGGUGGUGUGGAGCUUGUCAGCCCAACAGAUUUCGAGAAAGCCGCGCGUAUGUGGGACAAACUCAAACUCCCCGUCCGCUUGAGGCAAUUCAAAAGUGGACUGCUGGUCGUGCAGGGUCGUAACAGGACCGACGCGAAGACAAUCGAAAGCCUACUCUCAUGGCUCACAGCGCUUCACACGGAACCGCCCUCACCAGAUACUGUAUGGGAUUGGCAGAAAUUUGGACGGGGUGUUACAGCACAAGAAACCGCGGAAUGGUUUGGGUGGAGUGUUGGUGUGGCUACGGAGGAAUUGGAGAUGGCAGAAGAAGCAGGCGCCAUAUGCCGUGAACAGGGACUCGACGGCGUGAGAUUUUGGGAGAACUGGUUUGAAAAAAUUCCGAACAAUGCAUCUGCAAUGUAA
Messenger RNA from Periconia digitata, 1782 nucleotides. NCBI's taxonomy places the organism in Eukaryota, Fungi, Ascomycota, Dothideomycetes, Pleosporales, Periconiaceae. The record is from the annotation of a GenBank genome assembly.